AUGGCUCCCAUCCACGUUGGCGCUCUGCUCUUCGAUUACCAGACAAUCGACGUGAUCGGACCAUACGAUCUACUCAAUUCCGCGAGCAAGACGCUCAUGGAGGGAAUCAGUCGAUACACGCACGUGGAUCCGAAAGUUAUAGCAAAGGCGCCCGAAUUUGUCUUCCACCAUAUCGGCGAGACCCUAGAGCCAGUACGCCUGCUUACAAGCUUUGUAACAAUGGUUCCCACAGACGCUGCAGAUGACGUCCCGGAGUUGGAUAUCCUCAUCGUGGGUGGGGAUAGUCCUGCGAGAAGCAGUCUCCCUCCGAAGUUGCAGGACCUUAUUCGUCGCCAUGCUGCCUCUGGAAAGCUACUGUUUACGACCUGCACCGGCGCUGCAGUUGUUGCUGCCACCGGCGUUCUGGAUGGUAGGAGGGCUACAGUCAAUAACCUCGAGUACAAUUGGACUAAAGAGAAAUACCCGAAUGUCAAGUGGACGAAGGAGAAGAAGUGGAUUAUUGAUGACAAUAUUUGGACUGGGAGUGGAGCUGUGGCGGGGAUGGAUAUGGUUGCCCACUGGAUCAAAGAGAAUUUUGGACUGGAUGUUCUUAUUCAGGCGGGAUUAUCGCUUGAUUAUGAACCGCGGGAUGUUGAUGGACUUUUCAAUGUGCUGCCUCAGCGAUACGAUUCGACUGGGAACAAGAUCUCCACCCAUGUCUUUCCCGAUGAGAUCUGA
This is a messenger RNA of Penicillium hordei, 717 nucleotides long. Its product is annotated as DJ-1/PfpI family protein. The transcript has a single exon. Bases 1 to 717 code for a protein of 238 amino acids. The record is from RefSeq and is a predicted model, not a curated record. Lineage: Eukaryota; Fungi; Ascomycota; Eurotiomycetes; Eurotiales; Aspergillaceae.